Molecule: messenger RNA, 3036 nt
Organism: Mauremys reevesii (Reeves's turtle)
Lineage: Eukaryota; Metazoa; Chordata; Testudines; Geoemydidae
Gene: SLITRK2
Product: SLIT and NTRK like family member 2
Exons: 1
Coding region: 32-2608 (858 amino acids)
Biological process (GO): regulation of presynapse assembly; axonogenesis; positive regulation of synapse assembly
Cellular component (GO): glutamatergic synapse; membrane
Molecular function (GO): protein binding
Source: RefSeq, a predicted model, not a curated record
CUACCGGAGCUGGGACCCGCGGCGCCUAAAGAUGCUGAAGGGGGUCUGGUUGCUCAGCGUCUUGACAGUGGCUGGGAUCUCGCCCACGACCGAGAGCCGCAAGCCCGCCAAAGACAUUUGCAGCCGGAGUCGCUGCCCCUGCGAGGAGAAGGAGAACGUGCUGAACAUCAACUGCGAAAAUAAAGGCUUCACCACCGUCAGCCUGCUGCAGCCGCCCCCCUCCAAGAUCUACCAGCUCUUCCUCAGCGGCAACGCCCUCACCCGCCUGCACCCCAAUGAGUUUGUCAACUAUUCCAACGCCGUGACCCUGCACCUGGGCAACAACGACAUGCAGGAGAUCCGCACCGGGGCCUUCAGUGGCCUGCGGACCCUCAAGAGGCUGCACCUCAACAAUAAUAGGCUGGAGGUGCUGCGGGAGGACACCUUCCUGGGCCUGGAGAGCCUGGAAUACCUGCAGGCCGAUUACAACUACAUCAGCGCCAUCGAAGCCGGGGCCUUCAGCCAGCUCAACAAGCUGAAAGUGCUCAUCCUCAACGACAACCUCCUGCUGUCCCUGCCCAGCAACGUCUUCCGCUUCGUCCUGCUCACCCACCUGGACCUGAGGGGGAACAGGCUGAAGAUGUUGCCGUUUGCCGGCGUCCUGGAGCACAUUGGUGGGAUCAUGGAGAUCCAGCUGGAGGAGAACCCUUGGAACUGCACCUGUGACCUGCUCCCCCUCAAAGCCUGGCUGGACACCAUCACCGUCUUUGUCGGGGAGAUCGUCUGCGAGACGCCCUUCCGGCUGCAUGGGAAAGACGUGACCCAGCUCACCCGGCAAGACCUCUGCCCUCGGAAAAGUUCCAGUGACUCUCACCAGAGGGAAAAGCAUCCUUCCAACUCAGACACGCACAUCCAGAGGCUCUCACCGACGGCCAACCCUGCCAUCAGCCCCACCAGAGCCCCAAAAGCCAGCCGGUCACCCAAAAUGAGGAACCGUCCAACGCCUCGGGUUACGGUGUCAAAAGACAGGCAAAUUUUCGGACCUAUCAUGGUUUACCAGACCAAGUCCCCUGUGCCCAUCACCUGCCCAAGUGGCUGUGUUUGCACUUCACAAAGCUCUGACAAUGGUCUAAAUGUGAACUGCCAAGAGAAAAAGAUCAGUAACAUCUCAGAUCUCCACCCCAAACCCACCAGUCCAAAGAAACUUUACCUUACAAGUAACUAUCUACAGGUUGUUUAUAAAACCGAUCUCCUUGAAUAUAGCUCUCUGGAUUUGUUACAUUUAGGAAACAACAGGAUCGCAGUGAUACAGGAAGGUGCCUUUAUAAACCUCACCAGUUUACGCAGACUUUAUCUCAAUGGCAAUUACCUUGAAAUUCUGUACCCUUCUAUGUUCAAUGGACUGCAGAGCUUGCAGUAUCUCUACUUAGAGUAUAAUGUCAUUAAGGAAAUCCUGCCACGCACCUUUGAUGCUCUGAGUAACCUUCAUCUAUUAUUUCUGAACAACAACUUGCUGAGGUCUUUGCCUGAUAAUGUGUUUGGUGGUACUUCCCUCACGAGGCUCAAUCUGAGGAACAACCACUUCUCACACUUGCCUGUGAGAGGAGUCCUCGACCAGCUCUCGGCUUUAAUUCAGAUAGACCUCCAAGAAAAUCCUUGGGAUUGCACGUGUGACAUAAUGGGGCUCAGGAACUGGAUUGAGCAUGUCACUGAGCAGAACAAUCAGCAGUCAAGUCCCCCUGUAGUUAUCAAUGAGGUGAUAUGUGAGUCUCCAGCUAAGCACUCAGGAGAACAUCUGAAAUUCCUGAGCAAAGAGGCCAUCUGCCCGGAGAACCCUAACCUGUCAGAUUCUACUCUCUUCUCUAUGAGUCAUAACACAGACACACCACACUCCCUUAGCGUCUCGCCCAGCUCCUAUCCAGAAAUACACACCGAAGUUCCACUCUCUGUCUUAAUUUUAGGCUUGCUGGUUGUGUUCAUCUUGUCUGUCUGUUUUGGGGCAGGCUUGUUUGUCUUUGUUCUGAAACGCCGAAAGGGAGUGCCAAGCGUGCCCAACAGCGCAAACAACUUAGACAUAAGUUCAUUUCAGCUGCAGUAUGGGUCUUACAACAUGGAGAGCCAUGAUAAAACUGAAGGGCACGUUUAUAACUACAUCCCCCCUCCUGUCGGGCAGAUGUGCCAAAACCCUAUCUACAUGCAGAAGGAAGGGGAUCCGGUUGCGUACUACAGGAAUCUCCAUGAGUUUAGCUAUAGCAAUCUUGACCACAAAAAGGAAGACUCAGCCAGCCUUGCAUUUACAAUCAGUGCGGCUGAAUUGCUGGAAAAGCAGUCCUCGCCAAGGGAACCAGAGCUGCUGUAUCAAAACAUUGCAGAGAGGGUCAAGGAACUCCCCAGUGGAGGGGUUGUUCAUUAUAACUUUUGCACCUUACCCAAAAGGCAGUUUGUUCCAUCCUAUGAAUCCAGACGCCAAAACCAGGACAGGAUAAAUAAGACUGUUUUGUAUGGAACUCCCAGGAAAUAUUUUGCAGAACAGUCUAAACCCGAGCAUCCUUUGCUGCAAGGAAAGCUACAAACGGAACCAGACUACCUCGAAGUUCUGGAAAAACAAACUGCAAUUAGUCAGCUGUGAGGGUGGAUUGGGGGGAGGAGGAAGCAUUUUAAAAGGGUCUUAAAUGUCAAACUUGAUUGAUUCAGAACUCUAUACCAAUGUGAUUUGUCACAUUCUCAACAUUUCCACUUUUUAAAUUCUGAAAACAAGCAAACACUAUACUAUGGAGGUAUGGUGUUGCUUUUGCAAAGGUCCCUUUAAGUUAUUUCUACAUCUUUCUUUUUUUCCCCCUCCCCUUAGGAAUUGUCUCUGCAAAUGAAUGUUUCGACAAUAGAUUUUUGCAUAAUUCCCUCUUUUUUUUUUGAGUUGGGAGGAAGGGGGCCUUUUUUUUCUCUUCAAUUUAAAGUGGAAAGGUAAUGUAUUAUGUAGAAGAUCUCCAAAGAUCUUUUUCCUGGACUAUAACUCUUUUUUGUAAAUAAUAUAUACAAUACUGCUGUUUCAAUUACAAG